AUGAGUGAAUCGUAUCCUCAACCACCAGCUUAUGAUGAAAUCAACCGAACUUUUAUACCUGAAAGUUCUGAUCCGAAUUGGCAACCAUGGUAUAGAAAAUUUAUUGCAUUAAAAUUUACUGAACAAGAAGCAAAUGAAUAUACAAGAUUAUUUGUAAUAAAUGAAAUUGUAAUUAGUAUGAUUCCUGAACUUACUGAUGCUAUUCUUCAAUCAAUAGGAAUCGAUAAAGCUGGACAUCGUAUUCGAAUUCUACGUCUUCAAAACAAAGGUAUAAUUUCAACAUCAGCACGUUCAGUUAAAGUUAUUCCUCAAGUUGUUAAUACUCCACGAUGUGCUUGGCAUCGAAAUAUAGUAGCUAAUGAAAAAUGUUCUAGAUGUAAACGACUUGUAUGUUUAAAUUGUCGUCGAGAAAAAAUAAGUGACAAUAGUCGACGAUAUUAUUGUCAAGAAUGUUAUGAUGAAUGUACAAUUCUUUGA
This is a messenger RNA of Rotaria sordida, 477 nucleotides long. NCBI's taxonomy places the organism in Eukaryota, Metazoa, Rotifera, Eurotatoria, Philodinida, Philodinidae. The record is from the annotation of a GenBank genome assembly.